Theileria equi strain WA is the source of this 11508-nucleotide messenger RNA. RefSeq lists its product as hypothetical. NCBI's taxonomy places the organism in Eukaryota, Apicomplexa, Aconoidasida, Piroplasmida, Theileriidae. Gene Ontology annotation, biological process: DNA repair; regulation of DNA-templated transcription. Gene Ontology annotation, molecular function: transcription coregulator activity; protein binding. The transcript has 5 exons. The record is from RefSeq and is a predicted model, not a curated record. The coding region runs from base 1 to 11508 and encodes 3835 amino acids. Gene Ontology annotation, cellular component: nucleus; NuA4 histone acetyltransferase complex; SAGA complex.
AUGUUUCAGAGUAUUAAUAGGGGUCCUGUUGAGAGUUUUAUAGAUACAUUCAAGACAAACUACAAACAUUUGAAAUCUAUUUUAUUGAAUUAUAACACAGAAAGUCCUAUAGCAGACCUAAAAUCGCAAUGUUUAGCUCUCAUAGAGUCAUAUUUAAAUGUCGAAGUUGUAGACAUACCCUUUAAAAGAGAUAUCGCCACAUUAUGUCUUAAUAUGAUACUGACUACUUCACUUUUUGAUAGUGCUUGUUUGAAGAUUUUAAAAUUAUUGCUCUCCGACCCGAAAUAUUAUGUUAAUAUUCCACAAAUAGAUCAUGUUUUUGAGGCAACCAUGAGAUUACUUAACUCCUAUCCAAAUAUUAGCGAUAAUGAUUUCCAGCGACUUUUGGUACUUUUUGACAUAUUGGAGCUUUUAAUGUUGAGCCCUUUGUUUUCAAAGAAUUUCGUACCAUUUUUGCCAAUUCUAGCAAAAUCAAUUAACAGUGACAAUAAAGGACAAAAUUCCAAAUAUCAUCUAUCACUUAUCAGAUUGACAUGCUUAUCAUUAAGGUUGUACACAUCUAACAACGUCACAUCCUAUCUCAACUAUUAUUCGUUUAUUAGUGACCUGUUUUCUCAAUUGGUAUUGAUGUCAUCAUCACCAAUGGGCUAUUCCGCUAGGUUAACACUAAUUUCUUCAAUGGGUGUUUUUGCAAAGUUUGUAUUCAAUAAGAACUUUCUAAAGACUCUUUCAGAAGGAGGUGUUUUGAACAACCUUCAUAAUAUGUGUGCUUCUGACCCUAUACAAAAUAUAGGGGUUCUUACUUUGGCAAUAGAAUGUCUUAAAAAGUUAGAUAUGGAUAGUUUUUCACAGCAGGUUUUCAACAAAUGCUCAAUGCUCAUAGAAUAUUCCUUGGUUAGUCCAAACUAUCACGUUAGAGAAAGAUGCUUCACUUUGAUUUCUGUAUUUAUUGGAUAUUUGGAAAGGUUCAUUUUAAAGCUUGACCCUGAGUAUCUGGACAAAGCAUACAAGUUUAUCUCACUGAUGUUUUUUACAACUUCGAAUAAUAUUUGGGAGUUUAGAGUUCUGAUAAAUCGAUGGAAUGACAAUGGUUUUGUAACAUAUUUUAGAUCAACAAUUAUUAUUUUGAUUGAUAUUCUUAUAAGUUGUACCAGGAUCUUGUCUGAUAGAGAUGUGGUAUCUGAUGACAACAAGCUGUAUAGUAAGAAGGGCUUAACACGUACAGAGGCUGUUGAAAUUGGUAAAACAUUCUGUUUUAUAUUGCAAAUUUCGUCGAAUGCGAAUUUGAGGAGGAUACACUGCUUGCACAGCGAUUUUGAGGGUUUUUUCUUGCAGGAAUACGAAAUAAGAGAUAUAAUAAGAUUUUCUGUGAAAUUUUUCGUUUCUUUAAAGUCGCCACUGAUUGGAAAAAUGUUUAGUUUGAUAUUACCAAUUAUAUUUUCCAUGGCUAUUUCGGAUAACUUUCUAUUUUAUGCGUUAGAGUGUUUAAGCCAUGACUUUUUUGAUUUAUUCUCUCAUAACUACCUGUCCUUUAUUAUUCUUUUGUUAGAAUCUGAAGGUUCACUGGUAGAAUAUUUGAAAAAAAUUACAAACUAUAGCAGAGGUGUUCUGGGAUAUUAUAUGGAUUCAGGUCUUCACGAAAGCAAUUCUUUGAACAUUUUAGAACAUGGAUUAUUGGAUACAGCUAUACUAGAUCGCAUAUCUAUCGUUAUCCCAACUAAUACCGAAUCUAUAAGAUAUAUAAGGGAUGAUAUUAAGGAUUUACUACAUUCACUUCUUUCUUUCCCUUUCGAUUCAACAUGCGCUAUGUUAAAACAUUCGAUUUCGAUAUUUAGAAAUAUAAAUAUGGCAGAUAAUUCUGGUAUUGUUUAUGAGAAUUUAGACUCCGUUAUUUUGAAGUUUGCAAACAAAAUAUCAAUAGAGGGUGUACAUUUAGAUUGGAUUGAGCUUUUUCUUGUGGUAUCUGCUAAAGGUCCAUACACCUCAAGUUUCAUUUCAAAAUGUUCAAAACUAUUGUUCCCAAUUCUGAUAGGUUCGAACACAAAAUUAGUAACUACAUCUCUGGAACUAUUGGAAUCAUGGACAGACAAUUUUCCUAUUGAUGAGUUAUACAAAAUAUUAUCCUUGGCAAAGAUACACUCAUCAUACACCAUAAAGCCACAGUUUAUAGAAUGCAUUUCGCGGUUUUUAAUUGACAAUAACCUUCCUGAUUACGAGGUGAAUUCAAAGAUUGCAUCUAGGAUAUUCUCUAAAUUUGGUCCACAUUCAUUAAAUUUCUUAUCUGAAUUUCCGAUUGACCAGUCUUAUAAUUUUUCUCUUGCUCUUCCGUUAGGCACUGGUGUCUCUAAUUUACGUACGAAUCCAAUAUCUUUACCUGUACAUGAUGGAUUGAGAUGUAUUAUUCGCCUAAUGAAUAAAAAUGACACAAACAUGAUGGAGUUGGAGGCGUCUUCUAGGUUUAUUUUGACGGUUUUAGCCCCAAUAAUGGAUUACAGUACUUCUUUGUCUAGUUUUUGGUUAUCUUUCAUUUCUGAGAAAAGAUGUAUAAAUCUUCCAAAUUUUACAUCUUGUGAAGAUGUAACAGAUUUUAUUAAUCUUCUUGUUUGUGCUUUUGUUAAGGUUUUAGCUAGGCAUACAGAUAUUUCUGUGAACAACUUAUCUAUGAACGAUGGAGAUUGUAACACGCUGAACAAUUCUCUAAAUGACAUUUCUCUCUUGAGAAAGGCCCUCCUGAAUUAUAUUGUUUUACUUUAUUAUGGCAAUAUGGAAGGUUCCGUUGAAAAAACGUUUGAUCCAUCAAUCCUUAUAGAGGCUUUUGCAUCCAGGUUGAUUUAUAUUUCUGACAAAGAGAGCAUUUUAUUAGGAGAUACUGUUCAUCCAAUGGAGAACAAAGUAGCUUCCGAUUUUUUUUCAGACUUAUUUGACCUUUCAAUAUCCGUUCCUAACAUUCUGACAACAGGCAAUUCUGACACUUUUCCAAAGGUACAACUUGGACAUGACGGAUUGCCAGUUAUAAUUAUGAAUAUUCUAAUUUUACAUUGUAAUUCAAAGGAUGAGAGGAGAGGUGCAGGAGCAUGUAAACUUAUAAAAAAAUUAUCUGAUGACAAGCCAGAUUUUGUGAAGCCGUUUUUUCCUGAAAUUGCUAAUGCCGCUUUGGAGAUUGCUGAAUCGAAAUAUUUUCAAGUUUCGGAGGAAUUAAUAUUGUCAAUUACUGCUAGUAAUAAGGAACAGAUGUCUAAGUGGAGCCUUACCUUGCUGGACCAUCCUAAUCACAGAAUUAGACAUAUAGGACUCUUGUGUUUGGAAAGUAUAGAUACAUUGGGGGAGUUAUCACAGAGAGUAGAAUCUUUAUUAAACGAAUCCAUUUAUCCAGAUGUUCUUGUACAUUUAUCAAUUGAAACAUAUAGUUCUGCGCAUAUCGAAGUAGCUAUCAAGAAUAUAGUCAAGUCUAUUCGUAAAUUGGAGGAUAUAGAUACUUCAUCAUUGGACAAAUCUGAGAAUCUACUUUACUUAUCACUAACAAAUGACCUUUUAACUAGAGAGGAACACAAAGAAUUGAUAAAUAACGUAGAUGAAGAAGUCAUUGACGCCUUAUUGAUUUCUCUUCUUGGACUCAUGAUAGUUUCUGCUGAGGAUAUUACCUGUGAAGCGAAAAAAGUCCUGGAAAAUUCAAAAAAUGUAACGGUUAGACCAAAAGUUGUUUCAAGGGCGCUUGAACCGUAUAUAAUACAACUGCAAACUAUUUUUGAUUAUAAUCUACUUAUGAGGAUUUUGAACGUUGCAAAUAUGUAUAAGGUAAACUUGGAUUAUUCCCUGAGGGAAUCUCUUAUAAACAUAGCAAGAACUGUUGUUGAUGGACAGAUGCACCCUUCUUCAUGUUCCGAAUACAGAAAUGUUCACUUUAUAAACUACAUAAAAACUUUAGUUGAGUUGGGAGCAGGUAAACCAUGUUUGGAUCUAAUUUUUGAUAGGUGGUUGGAAUUUUUUAAUUAUGGUAGCAGAGCCAUAAUUCCCGGAUCAUUAUUUUUAUCAGUUUGGAGGUUAUUUGAAUCGAUUGGUGAUUUACACGGAAUCUACGACCGUCUUGUUAAAAAGCGAUAUCUGAUGGAUUUCAUAUAUUUCACUGAUGCGUCAGUUUUGAAACUUUUUGUUCCAUCGAUUCCUUCUUUGCUAUCAGAUGACACUAGUGACACUUUAUUCCAACUAUUGCACAUUAUCCAGUGGAUUGUACAUACAUCUCCAGCUGGAAUUCCACCAAAGGAUUUGAAAGCCAUACUUAGAUCUCUCUCCAAGCUUUCUAAUUCAGAAUCUAUACACUUCGAACAACCUUUUAGCUCAUUUGAUUGGGAUUAUGAUAGAAUUCUGGGAACAAAAAUUUCCAACAUCUCUUACUCGAUCCUUGAAAUGUCUUAUAAUAUUUGUGACUCUAGUACUUUGGCUGAGUUUAGGGGAUCCAUACACUAUCUUGCUAGGCAUUCAGAAUCAUCUAUAGAUGGUAUGAUAAAUACGGAUUUGGAUAUUUAUAAAGAACUUGUACUCUACAACCCGGUAUAUGCAUUUUCAUUCACUAGCCGGGAUACAAAGCUGAUAAGAUUGUCUAUAUGCCUUAAUAGUGAGUCAUUUUUUCCACAGGUGAGUGAACAUAGAAUGCUUCUUGGAGAUAUUGUUGAUUUAUCUUGGGACUUUUUGUUGCACGGAAAUAGCCUCCAAAAGUUAAUGGCGAUUUAUUGUUUGACAAAAAGUGUCUCUCUAUUCGGAAUAUCACCUGUUGGUGUACUUUCCCUUUUCAAGAGAUUUAUAGACUUGGUAGCGUCAUACGAAAUUCAUAUUUUGUUAAAUAUGAAAGAUACAUUUUCUCUGGAUUUUCUUAGAGAUCACCUUUCUGAACUUCCGUACGGUAAUAAUCUAUUUUCCCUCAUAUAUACAACAGCUUCUAUGCUAAUUCUACCACUAUCUGGAGUAGCUACACCUAAACAACUUUGGGAGGAAAUACCUGAAAUUAAGUAUGAUGAAAGCGUUGAAUAUCCUAUUUGGGUUUGGUUUUUUAUGAAAAAGAUAAUUUCGACCGAGGGAAAACUAAAUCUAUUUAUACCUCUUGUAGCCUCUAUAAUACCCUAUAUAGGUGGAUAUUCGGAUUUAGUAAGGGUAUUUAAAGGAUUUUUUGACGACAUUUUGAUGUUAAUAGGGAAUGGAUCACCAGAAAAUCCAAAUCAUUGGUGUUGUUAUCAUUUAGAAGCAUUUUUUGGAAUUUUAUCAGCAUUUGACAGAGCAAAUAUAGAGAUUGAUGAUAGGUUAAUAUCAUUCAAUUCCUCCAAAAUACUUUUGUUCUCUUUGGUCCAUAAUGUUAAUGUAGACCAUUUGUUAAGGUUUGAAGAUGUAUUCUUUAAGUAUUUUUUAAAGUUCUAUCCAUUUGAAGCUAUGGAUUGGAUCAUGAAGUCAAUUACACUUAUUAACUUGAAAAAAGAUAUGAUAUUCACAAUACCCAACAUUUACCAGAUUACAUUUACGUUAAAUGGCUAUGAACCGGGACAAAAUUUGUCAUCAGAGUAUAUAAGUCUCUACAAUGAUUUACAACUAAAGAAGGUAUAUAAAACUGAAUAUAACUGCAGUUUAAAAAAUAUUUGUUUCUACAAGGUUGCUCUUUUUGUUGUUAGAACCAUAAAUAAACUCUUAGACCAUCUUAAUCCAAAAUGUUUCGAGUUGAAUGAUCUCGUAGGUAUUUUCUCCAAGUUAUGGCCAAUAAGAUUUUCUUUGGUGUCCAUAGAAUUUCAGAAAUGUCUUUACAAACUGGGUACACUAUAUUUUGAGCAGUUCGGGUUAUUUUGUGAUAGUAUAUCUACUGAUUCUACAGUACAGAAUGUAGAAAAAUCUUUUAUUGGGUGGCUUAGCACUUGUAUUAGAGAAGAGGUAUCAUCCCUGUCCAAAAAUUACCAAAGUUAUGAUGAUCAUGCUGGAAUCACAGUAAAUGAUGAUACAGGAUUAUCUGCUGUGAAUUCUGAUUUAGGUACUGAUUUAAAUAAACUUGGAAGUAAAUCAUACCUUAAUAUCUCUGAUAUUAACAGUAAGUAUAUACCAGGAACAUCCUUUUCAACAGCCAUACGGUCAUUAAUGACAAUUUACAAGGUUUUUUUGCCUAAUAGGGAUCUUCUAACCACUAUAGUUCAGUCCACAUUGCCUGGAUUCCUUGAAGCAUUGUUAACUAUUUUAAAACUUAACACCGACAAAAAACACAUUAAUGCAUUUUCGGAAGGUAAAAUAAGAGUCCAAAAUUCAGUCUGGUUGUUACCACCAGAAAGAGAUAUAUGGGAUGUAGUUCAAAUUGAGAAUGGUCUUCUGGUGGAACAUGAUGGUGGGAGAAGAUUAGACCAACUAAUUUCAUUAGCAUCUGUUGCUCUGCCACUAUUGGAUGAAAAUUCCCAAUCUGUAUUUUUGGAAAUCGUUUCAAUUAUUUUUGAUAACUCAUUGCAUCCAUAUAGCAACAAACUUCUACACAGCAUUUCUGCAACAUUGUCAUAUAUUGCACCAGAGUUAGGAUUUGGAGUGUUGGGGGAGGAAUACAAUCAAACGUCUGAAGACCAGCCUAUUAUAUGCAUGAAUACUAAUGCAAACCCAUUCAGAAUAGUUUGUGUAGAUUCAGAUUUAGAGGGGUGUAUUUCAGAAGAUCUCAUAAGAGAGAUUUUUGAUUGUGAACAGACAAACGACUAUCCAAAUGCACUUUUAGAGAUGGAUCAGGGGAAGGAAGUGGAGGUUACUUUACAAUAUGCUGAUUUUUCAGCCAAGAAAAAGAAUAAGUUCAAGUUUAUACCAUUCGAGACUUUAAUUAAUUCUGUUGGAGAUAUUUCAAAGUUGUACAUUAAUGAAUCUCAAAAUGAUCUUCUUUUUAGGAUACUACUAUCUAUGAAGGGACUAUCAAAACAUCCAAGGCUUUCCAAUAAUUUUAACAAACUUUGCAUACUCUCUAUGGAUAAUAUAGAGGGAGUUGAGGAAGCGUUACAGAGAAAAUUUGUUACGCACAUAUCGACCAUAAUUAAGAAUUAUCCGGAGAAUUUUGAUUACUACAAGUAUAUAGAAACACAAGAUUUACAUUCAUCACUUUAUUCUGCGUUUUCGCCGAGCCAUAUUUUAGAAUCAAACGACGUUUUUUAUAUUCCCAUGUUUUUGGAUGCUGUAUAUCCCCUUUUUGUGAAAGAUUGUGAGGUAGCGGUUUCACAAGAUUAUCCAAAACUGCCCGCACUCUUCAGUUCAUCAAGAAGCAACUCAAACAGAAUAAUUGAUAUGAUUUGUGAUCAUAAAAAUGGUGAUUUUGUUAAAAAAAAUGUUUUGUUGCUGCGGGAAUUCAGAAAGAUGCAGCUUGUACAGAAGCUCCAAGUUGCUGAUGUUGAUAUGGAUGAUAAUCUAGAUUCUUUGGAAUUUUCUGAUGAUGAAACAAAGGAUAUAAACAAUAUCCUCCACAUUAUUGCUGACUUUAAUGUGCAAUAUCUUCUAAAGUAUAUAAAAUGUGGGUAUGUUCUGGAUUCUAUCCGUGGAUUGUGGCACUUUGAUAGACACUUUGCCUCUAGAGUUUGGGUUUCUGUAUUUCCACAGCUAUACUCCCUUUUAUCUGAGCAACACCAAUCAAACAUUUCAACAUCCCUACGCCUUUAUAUGUCUAGGAACGAGCAUUUGACAAAUAAAAGUGGUACAUUGCGAGUGAUUUUGACUGCAACAUUAAAUUGUUAUCCUCCAAUAACCAUAGCCCCCGAAAUUUUAAAACAUUUGGCGCUAAAUUUUGGGUGUUGGUACGAAUCCAUAUAUCAACUCGAGAAGCAGAUUUUAUCGCAGCCUUUGGACAUUACACGUAUAUCAACUGUUCUCUCUGACUUACUCGAUAAACUGAACUUGGACGACCUUUCAAUCGGAGCUACUAGAACGUGGAAUAUUACUACAGAAACUAGGUUGGCAUUAUGCUACUACCAGCAUUCACAUUGGAAAAGGGCACAAAGAGAAUUUAACAUUAUUAUGGAUUCUCUUGUACUUACUGGCCAAACUGCAGAAACUGUUUCUGGAUUUGACGAAUCUAAAGUCUGGUACAACGGAUGGGUGCAGUGUACCAAACAACUAUCUGAAUGGAACCAUAUUAGGGAUGUUUCAUAUGCAGCAGGUGAUCAGAAAUUGUUCAUGCAGGCAAGUUCCGCUCUACAUGAUUGGACGGGUACAGAUGAUACAGUAUGGAAAAAUGAACCUUUUUUCUGGUGUUUAGACAAUGCAGAAUAUCUUAUAAAUAGAAUAAACUAUAAAUUUCAUGCGGCUACAUUACCGUUUAAGCAGAUUCCUUCGAACACUACUCCUGGCUUCUUUGUAAAUGAGUCCAGGUUUAUGAAAAAAUUAGUUAGCGAUGGAGAAGGAUAUGUUUUGGAUUCAUGGUUUAGGUUUCCCGGGAGAUUAUGUGAAGCCCACCAGAGUUCGAUUCGCCUAGGACAGCGUCUCUUGGAAGUUGAUGAGAGUAUAAAAUAUGUUUCUAGGGCACUAUUUUCUUUGUAUAAGGGUGUACCGAUAGAAGAUAUUUCAAUAUUAAACAAAUGGAGGAAACGGUUACCCAGAAAGUCAGAUCAGCCAACAAUGUGGCAUGAUGUAUUAUCUUGGCGUAUCUUUGUCUAUUCAACAAUAAGAUCUAUAUUCACAAGUAAUCCUGUCAUGUCAAAGGAUCUUAAACAAAGCAUAAUACUUACUGGCCAAGACUAUCCGUGGACUAUGGCAAAAUAUGCUUCUAUAACCAGACAUUCACAUCAAUUACCACUAACAGCUUCAGUUUUGCUACAUAAAGCCCAGAAGUUCCUAUUAUCUAUUUUAUCAAAGAAUAAUUUAAUAGGGGAGGAUUAUUAUGCAAUAAUUAUAGAACGAUUGAAACAGUAUCUCGCGUUUUCCAUGAACAUACCUGAUGCACUCAAGAAUGUUAUCACGUUUGAUUUUGAAAAACUUCCUAAUAGAGGAUUUGAAACACUUAAAUCCCACGUUGUUAGACUCAAGGCAGAAGCAAUAAAUCGCAAUUCUAAUUUCGAAUCAAAUAAGAGGCAAAUUCCAUUGGAUUUGGAUACUCCAUGUAAAUAUAUGCUUGAAGCUCUUAAGCUACAGCCUUUACUCUCCAAGAACUGGAUAAUUUGGGCUAAAUUUAAUGAUAAUAAGAUAGAUCACACUUCAGUUGCAAAGUGGAAGAACUUAGAAGCAACGUUCCCCAAAGAAUUCUUUGAAAGUGCAAUAACUGGAUAUCUUACUGCAGUUUCCAUUAGACCAGAAACACAUUGGCUACUAAUAAAACGUGUACUCGUUUUGUUAGGUGAGAUACAUCGUGGAGGUGGAGGAGUGAGUGAAGUAUUUAAAAAAUUUGGGGAAAGAGUGCCCACUUUCAUUUGGUUGUUAUGGUUGCCUCAACUUAUAUCACGGAUACAUAGGGUGGAUAGCUUGGAAAUUCAGCAUAUCUUAAUGAUUUUGAUGAUGAGAGCACCACAACAAGUGUUUUACUCCCUGAGAUGUGAAUAUCUUUCGGAAAUGUCUAGAAGCGGAUCUGAGUCCCCAGACUCAAACAGUGUUAAGAGGAUCUUAGCUUCUAUUCUAUCUUCCAAUCCAUCAGUUGGUACCGUUCUGGAGUCCUUUGCAAAUACAAUGAACCAGCUUGGGAAACCUGAUAUGGUUGAUGAAAUUCUUUGUGCAGCUGAAACAAUUUUUGAGGAGUGUCUUGAUCUUCCAUUCAAUGAAAAGAUACCCGCACCAAUGUUGAGAUGUUUGACCACAAGAAUGCCCCAAAGAUGUAGCACAGACAAUGAGAAUCAUUCUGAAACAUCUCGGCUUAGUAUUGUGAUGAAGGAGUUCGCUGACUAUUUCAGAACAGAUUCUGGAGUAAUAACGUGUGGAGAGACAAUGAACAAAUUAUUGGAUUUGAUCACUAGCCUGAACUCUUUUGCAACAAGUUCCAACUAUUUAAAGAUCAGGGAACAAUUAUAUAAUAAAAAUGCAUACCAAUUUUGCCAAAGAUUAAGGAUUUGUAAUCUUUCACUUCAACUACCUACAUUGCAAUAUCAAAAUUGCUCGUUGGGCGGAAAGAAGGCUGUUUGUUUUGGAGAGCCUUGUAAUAUAGUUUCAAUUAGCCCAAAAAUAUUGAAGAGGAAACGUAGAAAUCACAUAAUAAAGUCCAUUGUUAUACUCGGAAGUGAUGGUCAAAAGCAUGUUUACUCUCUGCAUCCGUUGACACUACAGAAUCAAAAAUCUGAGCAACAUUUAUUCCAGAUGGUGAAGCUUAUGAAUACAUAUUUAUUAAAGUACAAUGAAACUAGAAGGAGGAACAUUAUACUCCCUGCAACAAACAUUGCUUCUUUGGAUCCAUAUGUAUGUCUAAUGGAGGACGAUAUCAGGGAUCAGACUCUUUCAACAAUUUUCUCAAAUGCUAUUUCUCUUGAGGAUUUUAUUGAAUAUCCCAGUGAAUCUUCUGCCUCAUCUCAGGAAAAUAUAUCCAAUCUCACAAACAACUGGAACAAUGCGCAUGAGGAUACAACUCUUCUGUUGUUGGUUUUACAUAAAAUGUUAUUGGAAUGGAAUGUCACGAAAAAACUAUCAGAAUGUUGGAACAAGUACAAUUCUGUAAACGUGGAUAAUUUGUCUUUCACUCAGGUUUAUCAGCUAUUUAAGGAAAAACAAUACCCAUGGUUUGUAACAUGGUAUAAGAAGAUACAUCAGGACGUCCUUCAGGAUGCAUAUAACCAGCUGUGUGAUAUUGUUCCUGAUAACAUUCUAGUUAACUAUGCACUAAAAUUGUACAAGGAUUAUCAGUCUUUUGUUCAAUUCAGGAACAAGUUAUCCAUAAAUUAUGCUAGUCAGGCUAUUUUAAGCCUAAUGUUUGCAACGCCAUAUGCAACUCCUUCAAAAUUAUCAUUUAACUUCCGCACCGCGACAGUAAAACAGUUUGAUUUUAGUUUGAACUUUUCUCGUGACUUUUUCGUUGAGUUCUCGAAAAUAAGGAUUUUUAGACUUACAAGAAAUGUUAUGAAUUUGAUCGGCUCAGUUUGUAGACUUGGAACUCUUCCUGCUGUUAUUUUUGCAUUCUCUUCUUGCAUGCAUAAAUUCAAAAUGGAUGUAAAUACAGCACUAACAGCAAUAUUUGCGGACGAAUUUUUACAUUUAGGAACUGAAACAAAACCUAUGCAGCAGACCUCUGGAAAUGCAGAGAUGUCAGAAACUAAUGAUAACCAGGAGAUGAUAAACUUGCCUAACAAUGCCAUUGGAGUAAACAGUCAAGCUUCAAUUAAGGUUACACCUUGUAUGCAACAAACUGUACAACCUACUCCAGGGAAACCAGAAGUCACCCCUUUGGAUGAAUAUAUAAACAGGGUCGUCAGUUAUUGUUCGUAUCUAAGAUCCCCUCUAGACAAUGAGAACUGUAACGUGCCUAUAAAUUACAUUGUAAAAUGCAUAAUAGAUGCAUCUACCGAUUCAAGCAUGCUAGGAAAACUCAAGACUAGCUACCAACCAUGGUUUUAA